CUCGAAAACUAAAAAAAAAAAGACUCACACUCAAUGGCCGACAAAACCGAAUCAAAUGAUUUCACUUCCCAUAAACACCCAACUGUUCCUCAAGUCAUAGAGGAACUUAAAGAGCUCUGGGCUAUGGUUUUACCUAUCACUGCAAUGAACUGUCUAGUCUACGUACGCGCCGUCGUGUCUGUUCUUUUCCUCGGACGGCUCGGUAGUCUAGAGCUAGCCGGAGGAGCUCUCUCAAUCGGGUUCACCAACAUCACAGGGUACUCUGUUCUCGUAGGACUCGCCUCGGGUCUCGAGCCAGUGUGUAGCCAAGCUUACGGAAGCAAGAACUGGGAUCUCCUCACGCUCUCUCUUCACCGUAUGGUUGUGAUUCUCUUAGUCGCCUCUUUGCCCAUUAGCCUCCUUUGGAUCAACCUCGGACCCAUCAUGCUCUUUAUGGGCCAAGACCCUGAGAUAACCGCUACAGCCGCUGAGUACUGUCUCUACGCUCUCCCUGACCUUUUGAUCAAUACUCUCCUUCAACCCUUACGGGUUUAUCUAAGGUCGCAGCGUGUGACGAAACCGAUGAUGUGGUGUACCUUAGCAGCUGUGGCGUUCCACGUGCCGUUGAACUAUUGGCUAGUGAUGAUGAAGGGAUGGGGUGUCCCUGGUGUGGCGACUGCAUCUGUUGUGACUAACUUGAUCAUGGUUGGACUUUUGGUUGGAUAUGUCUGGAUGAGUGGAAAGUUGCAUAGAAAAGUUGGUGAUGAUAGUGGCGGCUCUACUACGAUGGCGGUGGCUCAGUCUUCGUCUGUGAUGGAGUUUGUUGGAGGCUUGGGACCAUUAAUGAGAGUGGCGGUUCCGAGUUGUUUGGGGAUAUGUUUGGAGUGGUGGUGGUAUGAGAUAGUGACUGUGAUGGGUGGAUACUUAGAGAAUCCUAAGCUUGCCGUGGCUGCCACCGGGAUUUUGAUUCAAACUACGAGUCUUAUGUAUACAGUUCCUAUGGCUUUAGCUGGAUGUGUCUCGGCUCGGGUUGGGAACGAGCUUGGUGCAGGUAGACCGUACAAGGCAAGGCUAGCAGCGAACGUGGCUCUAGCUUGUGCAUUUGUGAUAGGAGCAUUGAAUGUGGUUUGGACCGUGGUACUAAAAGAGCGUUGGGCUGGACUAUUCACUGGUUACGAGCCACUCAAGGUGUUGGUUGCUUCUGUUAUGCCGAUAGUCGGGUUAUGCGAGCUAGGGAACUGUCCGCAAACCACGGGUUGCGGGAUUCUCAGAGGGACAGGUCGUCCUGCGGUUGGGGCACACGUGAAUCUCGGGUCAUUUUAUUUUGUGGGGACUCCUGUGGCGGUUGGACUAGCGUUUUGGUUGAAAAUUGGGUUUAGUGGGUUGUGGUUUGGGUUGCUUUCGGCUCAAGCUGCUUGCGCGGUCUCUAUAUUGUAUGCGGUUUUGGCCAGGACGGAUUGGGAAGGAGAAGCGGCGAGAGCGAUGAGUCAAUCAAGUUUGGAGAUGAGCAAGGUUGAUAAAGAUGAAGAGUCUUCAUUGUUGUUGUUGGAUGACCAUAACGGGAAUGAUGAGAAGUUGGAUAGUGUUUAACAGUGGGGUGAUCAUAACUCUCAAUUUGUUCUGUGGAUGUGUAGUUUGGUUUGCUUUCUUUUUUUUUCGGUAGCGAUGAAGUGUUGUUCUCACUCGUUUGAUUAAUGUUUAGUUUGUCUCCGCUUCGGUUGUUUUUGGUGAAUUUGCUAAUUGAAUAUCUUGGAAGCUUGAUCA
Molecule: messenger RNA, 1743 nt
Organism: Capsella rubella
Lineage: Eukaryota; Viridiplantae; Streptophyta; Magnoliopsida; Brassicales; Brassicaceae
Product: protein DETOXIFICATION 54
Exons: 2
Coding region: 34-1569 (511 amino acids)
Biological process (GO): xenobiotic detoxification by transmembrane export across the plasma membrane
Cellular component (GO): membrane
Molecular function (GO): antiporter activity; xenobiotic transmembrane transporter activity
Source: RefSeq, a predicted model, not a curated record